Siniperca chuatsi (mandarin fish) is the source of this 3143-nucleotide messenger RNA. RefSeq names its product vicilin-like seed storage protein At2g18540. The record is from RefSeq and is a predicted model, not a curated record. NCBI's taxonomy places the organism in Eukaryota, Metazoa, Chordata, Actinopteri, Centrarchiformes, Sinipercidae. The coding region runs from base 111 to 1391 and encodes 426 amino acids. The transcript has 6 exons.
GACACACACACACACGGUGCUCGGCUCCACCUCGCGCGGCGGGUGUGUGAAGAAGAUCCAGCCCGUUAUUUCAAGGUUAUCUCCUGCAGGAACCUCACUGUUCGGAUCCUAUGGGAAUUCUGAUAACCGCAGUUUUUCUUUGGGCUGCCGUCGGAGUGGGAAGCCGGCCAGUAACCUCACCGCUUAAUGAUGCAAAGGUUGAAUGUAUUAUUCAGGAGACUCUGAACGAAGACGGGUCUCAACAUGAGUGCGGCCCACAGCUAGCAGAGGAACUUGAUGAAGUGCAAAGACAUCAGGGUCUGCUCAGGGAGCUGCAGAAGCUGGCUGGUGAUGAGAGAGAAAGGGAGCAAGAUGACGAGAGGGAGCGAUAUGAAUACAACGGGACUGAUGAUGAGAGCAACUUCGAACAGAGGGAUGAGGAGGCGAAGGACGAGAGAGACCUGCUCAACAUUACAAAAAAGACAGAGGAAAAGAAAGAAGACGAGACAGAAGGAGAUGACACCAAGGAUAAGAUAAUGGAGGAGCCACGGAUCGAAGACAGAGGGAGGGACAAUGAAGAGGAGAGAGCCAAGGAGCUUGAAGAGCUGCUAGCUGAAGAGAUCACCAAGAAAGGGAAGGAGGAGAAGAAUGAUGACGAGCUCAAAGAACUGCUGAAAGAACUGAAGAAGAAACGCUACGAGGCGGUGAAAGAGAGGGAGAUCCACAAAGGCCCUGGUACAGAGCAGAUGGAACAGGUGGAGGAAAAGAAGGAAAAGGGGGACAAAGAGAGGGAGGGAGAAACAGAGGAGGACUUGGUGAGGCAGAGGAUGGAGGAGAGGAGGAAAAAUGAGGUGGAGCUGAUGGUGGAGAAGGAGAAGGUGGAGAAGGAGCUAAAGGAGCUGCUCAAAGAGGAGGACAGCAAGAGCAAGCCAGAGCAGGAGAGGGAGAGGAGGGAGAAGCAGGAGGAGCUGGAAGAACUCGAGAGGAAGAUGAAACGGGUGCAGGAGCAGGAGACGCAGGGCGGGAGUAAAGAGGACGGCUUGGACGACAGGACAGUGGAGGAGGAGAGCGAGAAGAAGGAGGGCGAAGAAGAAAAGGAGCGUGGUGUCAAAACAGAGAAUGAAGUCAAGAAGAGGGAGGAGGCAGCGGAGGUGAAGGAGCCGCAGCAGAAGAGAGUGAUGGAGAAAGCGAGUGAUGAAGCCACACAGCAGUUUGAGCGGGAGAGGUACAAGGAUGAGGAAGAGGAGGACGAUGAGGAUGAGGAUGAAUACGUCAGAGAGGAUGAGGAGGGGCAGGAGGAGGAAGAUGACGAGGAGGGUGACGCCGAAGAAGAUGAAGGGGAGGAGCUGCUGGAGAUUGAAGCAGAGUUGCGCAAAGUCGCUGCAGAGCUGAGUGUGCUUCGCAGAGGAUAAGACACACAAGCACACGCACACAGCAGACUGACAAAACCCUUUGUUGCAUUCACAGUCACACAUUCAGCUCACACUUUCCAUUUAACAGCCUUCAAAUCCCCACAGCACUCAGAGAAAUGUCUUCAGAUGUGAAUCUGUAAAUGAACAUUAGUAGAAACUGUACAUACGGUUGGUUCAUUUCUGCUUUUAGAUUGCCUGGAAAAGGCUGUCACCAUUUUCUCAAUGCUCAUUCGAACGCGCCUGAUUGUUGAGGAAAAAAAGAGACGGAUUUUUCUAGAGAAUCUGAAAGAUCUUUGUGUCCAUCUCCACUCGAGUCCCUGUCUCAGUACCUGUAAAUGCUGUUUGUAAGGUAGACAGGUGAUUUCACCUUAGUUGUAAACGGCCAUGGAUGCAAAGCAUUCAGCACUUUUAUUCAAAUGUUAAUUUUGACUGCAGAUUGCCAAGCACACAAACACCAUCAUCUUUGAAAUCUGAGUCAUGAAUAUUGGCAAGCAGUGCUUCUUUUCUUUGAAGGUAUCAUCCUUGAUGGUGUGUUCUUGGUGGGAAAAACAGAUUCCCUACUAUAAGUAAUAUGUGUAUUUCAAUAUAUAUUUUGUGCAAUAACUGAUAACUAUGUGUAACCUGCUGUUCUGACUGUUAACAAUAUGCAUUACUGAUAUUUCUAUACAGGAGUAAGUCAUUAUUUAUGAUAAAGUAGAAACAAGGGUUGUGUUUCAUUUGGCUCAUGCACUGUUAAAACCAGACUGUUUGUGACGAACCAGGGUGACACGAACAAAACACAGAGGAAAUUGAUUAGCGCUGAAAUUCUGCACGCCAACACAUGUGUCAGAUGUUAAAGUUUGUCUUGAGCGUGGUUAGCGUGUGGCCACAGGACGUGAUGUCCUUAGAGCUUACAAGGUCUAAAAGUGUCACUUCAGGUUCUCAGCCAGCUUUGCACUCUUAUCUAAACAAGCCAAGGAGGAGUCGAGGGAAGAGGGAGACACUAAAGCCAUUUUGUUGAUAAAUGCUCAGUAGUGUUACAUCAGUUUUCAUGGCUGUCAUGUCAUUUGUGUAAAUAUCAGAUAUGGUCUGUAGGCCAAGGUCAUAGGAAAUAUGAAGCAACACCGCCCCCAAGAGGACACUGGGUAGAAAUGCACACGUGCAAGAUUAACAGGGUUACCAUUGGAGGCCCACUUACUGCAAUAACACAAUAUAGACUACAGCACAUGUGAAUGCAAUAAUUAGCCAAAUGAUUAAUUAUUUCAUGUAUUUAAAUAUGUAAUCAAAAUGCAUCAUAUAGUACUCAUAUAGCAGAUAUAAUCUCUCUUUUUCUACACAGCCAAGAUUUACAAUACAUUUAAGUAUUUGAACACUGGCAAAGUCGGUCACAAGCCGGUCACCUUGUGUAAACACGUAGUAAUAACACACAUGAUCAGUCAACACUGAUGAGCUCAUUGCUGUCUAUUCCAAAGAUGAGACGUUUGUUCACUUGAGAAUAAAUGAAAAAUUAAUGUACUGUAGUUUUCUUUUUCUAUAGAAGUGCAAAAUGUUUCCACAAAAUGUAUCUUACAAACCAGCAAGAAAGAUGUAGGAAAUGUCUGUGGGGGGUGGGGUGACAUAAGGGCAUUGAGGACAUUUUAAACAACAGGGGGAAAAAUUAUAACAAAAACACCAUUUGUAAUAUUACUGGCCAAUCAGAGUGCUGUAUUUUGUGCCUGCUGUAUCUUCUUCUAUGCUACCUGUCAAUCAAUAAACAGAAAGUGUAUUAAACCA